CUUGAAAUUCAUUUACUGAGCGAAUAAAAAGUAAAUUUAUUUAUGUUGAUUUAUCAUCCUCACCAGUCAUCAAUUAUAUCUAAUUCGGUACGUAUGUGAAUUGAAAUUGAGACAUGGAAAGUACAGCUAAAGAUGAAAAUUCCAAUACCUGCAACAACAUGGAGAAAUGUUAUGAAAACUAUAUUUUGAUUGAUAUUGGAGCAAAUUUAACUAAUAAAAAAUACUCCAGAGACUUGGAUGCUGUUAUACAAAGAGCAAAAGAUUCAGGUGUUCAGAAAAUUAUGGUGACUGGUACAUCAGUGAAAGCAAGUAAAGAGGCUUUAAGAUUGACAAGAAUAUACCCUGAAACACUUUACUCAACCGCAGGUAUUCACCCUCAUGAUGCCAAAUCUUAUGAUGAAGACGAAUGGCAAGAUUUGAAAAAUAUUGCAUCUAGUCCAGAAUGUGUGGCUAUAGGAGAAUGUGGCCUCGAUUUCAACAGGAAUUUUUCAGAGCCAGAAAUACAGAAAGAUGUCUUCAGGAAACAUAUCGAAUUAGCGAUAGAACUUAAUAAACCUCUAUUUAUUCACGAGAGAGAUGCCUAUGAGGAUUUACUUAAAAUAUUAGAUGAAUAUACUGGAAAAUUGCCGCCAAUUGUGAUACAUUGUUUUACUGGAACUGACGAACAAGCACUGGGAUAUUUGAGUAAAGAUUUUUACAUUGGAUUAACAGGCUACCUUUGUAAAGAUAAAUCAGACAGUGGUGUGAGGAAAUUACUUUCAGAAGGUGGUAUUCCUUUGGAUAGGUUAUUGGUAGAAACCGAUGCCCCCUUUAUGUAUCCGAACAUAAGGGCCUCAAAAUUACCGGCACAUGUCAAGGAAAGUUUGACGGAGAGAUCAUCAACAUUUCUGAAUCGUUACUGCACCUUUCAGAGGAAUGAACCAUGUUCAUUACCAGUUAUCGUUGAGAUGAUAGCGGCCUUCAUGAAAAAACGCCCAGAGGAUGUAGCCCUAUCUACAUCAUUCAACGCACUAAAGCUUUUCGGUUUAUCUCAAUAGCAUAAGUUCAUCAUAUCCGAGAAUAAUUACAGGGAAUUUGAGAUUUUUUCAGUGGGUUAGAUUUAAAUUCAAAUCAGAUAUCUAUCCUGUUCCUGGAAGACAGAGCUCAGAUAUUAAGAGGAUUAUUAAUUUUUGAGUGGUGCUCUUCUGAAAUACGCCUCUUGCCUUACUUGUGUAAUAUAUGACAAUAUAUUUUUGUAAUUUAUAAAGUAUUCUCAUAUACAACUAUUUAUUUCAGGAAUACAUUUAUACAAAACUGAAUAAGGCCGCGGUCACACUGUAUCUAAAAAAGGAUAUUUGUAUCCUGUGAGCAGCUAGUAUAGUAAUUUACAAGUUACACUGAUCUCUCAAUAAUUUUCAAAAUAGAAUCGAACAAGUCAGAAGUAAUUUUUGCUGGUUCGAUAUAAAAUAUUUCUGAUUAUUCAAUUCAUUUAUUAUUUCGGAUUAAUAUAUCUUCCUUCAAAAUCAUUAUGAAUUAAAUUGACAGAGUGUGACCAAGACCUGAGAUUAUAUGUAUUAUUGGUACUCAAUUUUGAAUUAGGUAUAUGAAGUUGAAAAUUCCUUGCAGUAAAAAAUUCAAAAAAUUAUUAUAAAAGUAAUUGGUUUCUACAAGAAAUCCAGUUGUCCAUUGUUCACAAACAAAAUCUUAAAAUUAAUUUUUCCCAAAAGAAGGAAUCACAAAAAAAUACUUGUUUCGUUGAUCACAAUAAAUGACUUUAAAUUUAUCGAGUUGAUAUUUCAUUACCAACGAAUUUAUAGAUACACAUUUUUGGAAAUUUAAUUAAAAAUUUGUGAAAGUUGAUAUUCUGUGAAUACGAUACAAAUUUAUGUCCAGAGUGGAUAAAAUUCUGUUCUUCCUGAACUAUGUCAUUUUGUGGAAAUCUCACUAUAAAAAUAAAAUUUGAAGCAAAAAUUUUCUUGGUGAAGAAAUCAACACUUGGACUGAUGCACAAAUUUUUUUCAAUUGAUAAUUGUCAUGAGCAUUCAGAAUAUCAUUCUUGCAUCAAAUUUUAAUCUUCAUUCGUCUAUUUGAUGAAUAUUAAUUGCCAGUUUGUUAGCAUAUAUAGAAAUGAGAAAGUAUCAUAUUCAAUUUAAUAUGAUCGAGUGACUGUCAAAUCGUUGAUACGACAAUUUUUUUUCUAAAAUCCACCCAUAAGAUAAGAAUUGGAUAAUAUCAAUUUACUUUUCAUUGGAACAAAAAUAUUUGAAGGAAUUUUCAACAGCAAUAUGUUAUUUUUUGUGAUAGAUUCUAAAUCUUUGUUGCAAUUUCGACAAUUUAAUUUUGACUGAUAUUUAGGCUGCUUUCUUUGCAAUUUUGUUCCUAUAUUAUUUUGCCUGUUUAUAGUUCAUAUUCUAUUUAUCGUUCAAACAAAUCUUUGUAUGCAGGUGUCUUAUUUUUCAUACAGUAAAACCUAUUUGUCCUAUUAUAAAAGUAUAUUUGAAAAUUUAUCAAAUGUUAUAGCAAGUUUCAAUCCAAUUGGAAUUUGCGUUAUCAAAAACUUUUUAGAAUAAACAAUCUCUCAGAGUA
Coccinella septempunctata (seven-spotted ladybird) is the source of this 2565-nucleotide messenger RNA. RefSeq names its product 3'-5' ssDNA/RNA exonuclease TatD. The record is from RefSeq and is a predicted model, not a curated record. Gene Ontology annotation, cellular component: cytosol. Bases 114 to 1037 code for a protein of 307 amino acids. Lineage: Eukaryota; Metazoa; Arthropoda; Insecta; Coleoptera; Coccinellidae. The transcript has 6 exons. Gene Ontology annotation, molecular function: single-stranded DNA 3'-5' DNA exonuclease activity.